CUCGAACACAGCCAAGCUGGGUGUCUGGCUGGCUGCGGGAGGCUUGGAGUGUUGACUCCUGAGGUGGUACCAGGCUCUUUCAACCCACAUUGCCUGAGGGUCCUGGGUCUCUGUCACCACCAGGAAGCUAAAGGAUCUGCCAGUGAAGGACAGAGAGCCUGGAAGCCUCCUGGUGCCACAAGCCUGCAACUCCUGCUGGGAGAUGGGCUCAGUUCCCAAACUAGCCACAGACGGGAAGCCUAGCACACGCUCACUGGGGACAGUCAGUGCCUGACUCAGCUGCUUGGAGCACCCACGCACAGGGCUCACUGUGGGUCUGGCUGCAGGCCAGGGUCACCAGCCUCCGGGCCCCCAGCAGGCUGCUUUUCUGAACAGAAAAUGCAGAGCACAGCCAACUACCUAUGGCACACAGAUGACUUGCUGGGCCAGGGCGCCACAGCCAGCGUGUACAAGGCCCGCAACAAGAAAUCUGGGGAGGUGGUGGCCGUGAAGGUCUUCAACACAGCCAGUUACCUGCGGCCCCGGGAGGUGCAGGAGAGGGAGUUUGAAGUCCUGAGAAAACUGAACCACCAAAACAUCGUCAAGCUCUUUGCGGUGGAGGAGACGGGGGGCAGCCGGCAGAAGGUGCUGGUGAUGGAGCACUGCUCAGGGGGCAGUCUGCUGAGUGUGCUUGAGAGUCCCGAGAACGCCUUUGGGCUGCCGGAGGACGAGUUCCUGGUGGUCCUACGCUGCGUGGUGGCUGGCAUGAACCACCUGCGGGAGAACGGUGUGGUGCACCGCGACAUCAAGCCCGGGAACAUCAUGCGCCUGGUGGGCCACGACGGCCAGAGCAUCUAUAAGCUCACGGACUUCGGCGCCGCCCGCCAGCUGGAUGAUGACGAGAAGUUCGUCUCUGUCUAUGGGACAGAGGAGUACCUGCACCCCGACAUGUAUGAGCGGGCGGUGCUACGCAAGCCCCCACAGAAGGCAUUCGGGGUCACAGUGGACCUCUGGAGCAUUGGGGUGACCCUGUACCAUGCAGCCACUGGCAGCUUGCCCUUCAUACCCUUUGGGGGGCCUCGGCGCAACAAGGAGAUCAUGUACCGGAUCACCACCGAGAAACCCUCCGGGGCCAUCGCAGGGACACAGCGGAGGGAGAACGGUCCCCUGGAGUGGAGCUACACCCUGCCGGUCACCUGCCGGCUCUCCAUGGGGCUGCAGGGCCGGCUGGUGCCCAUCCUGGCCAACAUCCUGGAGGUGGAGCAGGCCAAGUGCUGGGGCUUCGACCAGUUCUUUGCGGAGACCAGCGACAUCCUGCAGCGUGACGUCGUCCACGUCUUCUCCCUGCCGCAGGCGGAGCUGCACCACGUCUAUGUCCACGCCCACAACACGGUCGCCAUCUUCCUGGAGGCUGUGUCUGAGCAGACCCACGUGGCCUCCCAGCACCAGGAGUACCUCUUCGAGGGCCACCUCUGUGUCCUGGAGCCUGGCCUCUCGGCCCAGCACCUCAUGCACACGACAGCCAGCAGCCCCCUGACCCUGUUUGGGGUGGCCAGUGAGACCCCGAAGGGGCUAGCCUUCAGGGACCCUGCCCUGGAUAUCCCCAAGUUUGUCCCCAAAGUGGACCUGCAGGCAGAUUACAGUGCAGCCAAGGGAAUGCUGGGUACUGGCUACCAGGCCCUGCGGCUGGCACGGGCCAUGCUGCACGCGCAGGAGCUGAUGCUUCGGGGGCUGCACUGGGUCGUGGAAGUGCUGCAGGCCUCAUGCAGGCAGACACUGGAGGUCACACGGACAGCCCUGCUCUUCCUCAGCAGCAGCUUGGGCGUGGAGAGGUCGGACAGUGCAGCUGAGAUGCACAAGGGGCAGGAGCCAGAGGAGGCUGCAGAGCUGAGGUCCAGGCUGCGUACUCUGGCCAGGCUCCUCUCCAGCUGUUCUCAAAGCAUCAUGGAGAACCAGGCAUGCCUGAACGGCCUGCGCAGGGAGCUGGUGAAGGCGAGGGAUCAGGUACAUGCCGACAGAAGCCUCCAGCAGAUCCAGUGCUGUCUGGACAAGAUGAACCUCAUCUACAAGCAGUUCAAGAAGUCCAGGCUGAGCCCAGGGCUUGGCUACAAUGAGGAACAGAUCCACAAGCUGGACAAGGUGAAUUUCAGUCACCUGGCCAAGAGGCUGCUGCAGGUGUUCCAGGAGGACUGUGUGCACAAGUACCAAGCUGCCCUCGCUGCCCAUGGCAAGUGGAUGAGGGAGGCAUACACGACCAGGAACAACCUGCGGCUGGUCGACUGUUCUGUGGCCGCCUGUACCACGCAAGCCCAGGGCGCCCAGGAGGGCCUCAGCAAGAUCCUGGACCAGCUCCUGCAGGCUCAGGCCUCGCCAUCCUCCUCGGCUUCUAACCCCAGCCCUGCAUCCCAGGACUUAGCUCUCCACAUGCAGGAGCUGUGCCGUGAGAUGAAGAUGGUGGCCUUUGACCUCCAGGACAACAACUGCAUCAUCGAACGGUUGGGGAAGGUCACAUCAACCCCAGACGCCUGACCUCUGCGGGGAGCCAGCAGCGCCACUGGCAGCCAUUUCCUCGGCACUGCAGGACCCAGCCCAGGGCGGGUUCGGGCCUGUCACACCAGCCUACCUCCCUCCUGGCCACUGGCCAGGAGACAUCUCCCCAGCAUUACCGUACGCUGCCUGUCCCCUGGGAAGCAGCACAAAGCCUGACUGCCACACAAGGCUAGAGUGCCUGGCUGACCUGGAUGUCUCUUCCUGCUACUUCUCCAUCGCCAGGACUAGAGGACCGAGCCCAACUGGGCCACCAAGAGAAGAGGCUGUCACAGGCCCUCCCACCCCUCUGGUUGACAGAGCUCUACUCUUCAAGGA
Molecule: messenger RNA, 2844 nt
Organism: Ochotona princeps (American pika)
Lineage: Eukaryota; Metazoa; Chordata; Mammalia; Lagomorpha; Ochotonidae
Gene: IKBKE
Product: inhibitor of nuclear factor kappa B kinase subunit epsilon
Exons: 22
Coding region: 379-2508 (709 amino acids)
Biological process (GO): peptidyl-serine phosphorylation
Cellular component (GO): cytoplasm
Molecular function (GO): protein serine/threonine kinase activity; ATP binding
Source: RefSeq, a predicted model, not a curated record